GCGGGCGGCAUGGGCGGCGCGUGGGCCCCGGGCCGGGCGCUGGCCGCGCUGCUGCUGACGGCGUCGGCGCUGAGCGCGGCGCUGCUGGUGCCCGGGGCGCCCCCGGAGCCGGACGCCGACGCCGCGCAGCCGAGAGAUGUAGACAAAAAAAAUCACAUAGAACUGAAGAUGGACCAAGCUUUGCUGCUUAUCCAGAAUGAACUGCCCAAGACAAAUCUGACCGUCUACUGGACUUCUGACCGUUGUUAUCAUUGCUUACCUCAGGUUCUGGCCAGUGUUUCCCGGAGUGGAAAACCUGGGAAGCUGAGCACUACAGCUGUUGCUGUGAGCACGCAACACAAAUCCAUUCUGCAACUUAAUGACACUUUGGAUGACAAAGAGCUUUGCAGGCUGGAAUAUGAAUUUGGAGAAUUUGGAAACUAUACUCUCCUGGUAACACAUGUCCAUAAUGAUGCCAGUGAAAUUGCUUGUGAUCUUCUUGUCAAUAAGAAUCCAAUUGAUAGCAAUCUUCCUGUGAGUAUUGCCUUCCUUAUUGGUCUAAUGCUCAUCAUUGUGAUAUCCUUGCUAAAGUUCUUACUCAGUUUGGAUGACUUUAAUAAUUGGAUUUCUAAGGCAAUGCAUUCUCGGGAAACUGAUCGGCUCAUCAAUUCUGAGCUAGGAGCUCCGAGCAGGACAGGCCCUCUUGGUGGUCAUGAUGCUCAAACAGAAACAUGGCCUUCGCCUGCAGCACGCCUCCGCUGUGUGGACACCUUCAGGGGAUUUGCUCUUAUCAUCAUGGUCUUCGUUAAUUAUGGAGGAGGAAAAUACUGGUAUUUCAAACAUGCAAGCUGGAAUGGACUAACAGUGGCUGACCUUGUGUUUCCUUGGUUUGUGUUUAUUAUGGGAACUUCGAUUUUUCUGUCCACGACUUCUGCAAUACGGCGGGGAUGUUCAAGACUCAAACUGUUUGGGAAAGUUGCAUGGAGGAGUUUCCUGUUAAUAUACAUAGGAAUUGUCAUUGUGAACCCCAAUUACUGCUUUGGUCCAUUGUCUUGGGAUAAGCUUCGAAUCCCUGGUGUGCUUCAGCGACUGGGCGUGACUUACUUUGUGGUUGCUGUGUUGGAACUCCUUUUUGCUAAAAAUCUGCCUGAUACUUGUGCUUUGGAUGGAAGAAUCUUGUCUCUUCGAUACCUCAUGUCUGACUGGCCCCAGUGGCUCAUCGUUCUGAUGCUGGAAAACAUGUGGCUGGGUCUAACCUUAUUGCUUCCAGUUCCUGGAUGCCCAACGGGUUAUCUUGGCCCAGGGGGCAUUGGAGAUUGGGGCAAGUUCCCCAAUUGUACUGGAGGAGCUGCCGGCUACAUUGACCGUGUACUUCUGGGAGAAGAUCACCUCUACCAGCAUCCUUCUUCAGCUGUGCUUUAUCGCACAGAGGUGCCCUUUGACCCAGAAGGAAUCCUUGGGACCAUCAACUCGAUCAUGACAGCAUAUUUAGGAGUUCAGGCAGGAAAAAUACUCUUUUAUUACAAGGACAGCACCAAAGACAUUCUCCUCAGAUUCGGUGCUUGGUGGUUUGCCUUAGGGCUUGUUUCUGUUAUCUUGACGAAAGCUACUGAAAAUGAAGGAUUUAUCCCAAUUAACAAAAAUCUCUGGUCCAUUUCCUAUGUAACCACUAUGAGCUCAUUUGCCUUCUUCAUCCUGUUCAUCCUGUAUCCUGUCGUGGAUCUAAAGGGACUGUGGACAGGAGCGCCAUUCAUUUACCCAGGAAUGAACUCUAUUCUGGUGUACGUUGGCCAUGAGGUGUUUGAAAGCUAUUUUCCCUUCCAAUGGAAAUUGGAGGACAGCCAGUCACACAGGGAGCACCUUACUCAAAACAUUGUUGCCACUGCUGUUUGGGUGCUCAUUGCCUAUGUCCUGUAUAAGAAGAAGGUUUUUUGGAAAAUUUGAUAGAUGCUGUUGAAAUGUGUUGCUGGAAGGCUGCUGGUUUUUGGGAGAACUCUGCAGCCUUCAUGAGACUUUCACUAUAACCUCCGUAGGAUGCUCAUUUCCAUAUGAUUGGGAAGACGUUGUCUCUGAUUGGUUAUGGUGACACAAUUUAUCAGUACUCUGUGUAUUUGAGACCUAUGUAUUUGAACAGUAAUUGUCUUUAUAUUCUAUUUCUCAUGUAAAUGAAUGCAUUAGAAUUUUAUUCCAAGGGACUUCUCAGUUACUUUUUCUAAAGGGAAUAUUUGAUGGAUAAAAUGGUCUAAGAUCUAAUUUCUUUUGAGCUUAUUUUCUUACAGUUUCUCUACAUGCUUAUGACAACCAAGAAAACCAUCAUUUUCAUAGUAGCUGACUUGUUGAAUGUGAUGUCUGUUAAUAUGUUCUUACGUUUUUUGAUUAUGUGCAGCUAUUUCAAAAACAUCUGAGCAAUUUUCUUUUCAGAUCCAUAAAGCAUUGAUGGGCUAAUCAAAAGCCUAUCUAAUAGAAAUCAUUUUCUCCCUUUUAUUCUUUGUGUAAAAACUUAAACUGCAAUGUAUUUAUGGUUAUGUUUACCCAGUCACUCUUACUUUAGUUAUUCACUGCUGUUAUUCUACAACUAUUGUUAUUUCGCUAGCAGUUCCUUAUCAGUCUGUCUUUGUAUGUUGAGUCGGUAGGCAAGAACCCAGGAGCAGAGAAGCAGUGGAUGGCUGGUGGCUCCCUGCCAUGUGAGCUGCUCAGCAAGUUUGGACCUUUCUGGGUAGAGGGACCAUUGCUAGCUCUUAGACUCAGUGAGGUGGGGUACAUCAGUGGUUUUCUGAAAUCGCCAGAAAUACUUUUACUAAAUCCUUCCCAAACAAAUGUUAAUGAAAAGUUGAAAAACUUAUUGGAAUAAAUCUCUUCAGAAUGACCUUCUACAAUGUGGAAGCGACUGCUCACACCUUAGAAAUGAAGGAAUAGUUAGUUUCUUGAGAGUGAAGAUGGAACAUAGAGCAACAGUGCUUUUCAAGUACUGCAUCUGUAAAUUUUCUGUGAGAAUACCCUAUUUUAGGACAACCUGACAAUACCAUCUUUGUCCCUCAGUGACUCCCUGACCCCACCUACCAAUACUGCAUGCCACUUUUCGAUACCUUUCCAGGCCCACCUCCUCUAUACCCUCGAUGCCUGCACAGUGCCAGCCUCUGACUUACCUCUCCUAUCUUCACUUCCCAUUUUCAAACCUCUUCCUCAGGUUUUCCUAGCUCUGUGAAAGGACCAUUCUGUUUCUAGGUAUGGAACCAUUGUUUCUUCACUCUUCUGACCUCCCCUAAGUGCCACCGUGAGUCACUGCCACAUUGUAAUUCUAACACUUCUGCUUUCUCUGACACCACCUGCUACUCUAGUUAAGCUUCUCUUCCUUCCUAAAUUGUUUUCCUUUUCUUAAUCUCUUCUUGUAGGAAGCAAUGAUUUCCACCAUGUUAAACUGUAUAAAGUAGACUUGGAUCAAAUCCUUUCAAAAAACAAAACAAAACAACAAAAAGAACCCCCCAAACCUUCCACUGAAAGUUGUCUGCAGACCUAACUAGUUCCAUUGAGCACAGCGAGUGCUCUAUUUCUUUCCUACCCUCUAUCCCACCUUGUUUAGUCCAGCCUAGUUACCAACAGUAUUCCGUACUACUUACACCACCCAGUUUACCACCAGCUGGUAGUCAGCAGGCUUCCUGGAUUACUUUUACUACUCUUCUACGUUAACCUGUCAUAAACCCUCCAUUUCUAAGCACUAUGUCUAAUCUCCUGUGCAUUCUCUGUAAUGUGAUUAUCUUCCUAUGGAUUUUCUAUUUAUACCAAAUUGCUCACUCUCUGCCUUGAUAGUUAUUUGUAUAUGUACCUAGAUUGUGAAUUAUGCCUUGUUUGUAUUUUUUCUGGUGUGAACAGUGCCUCUCACAACAGCAGGCACUAAAUAAAGAAUAAAGCAAAAACAA
Suncus etruscus (white-toothed pygmy shrew) is the source of this 3896-nucleotide messenger RNA. RefSeq names its product heparan-alpha-glucosaminide N-acetyltransferase (gene HGSNAT). Gene Ontology annotation, biological process: lysosomal transport. The transcript has 18 exons. NCBI's taxonomy places the organism in Eukaryota, Metazoa, Chordata, Mammalia, Eulipotyphla, Soricidae. Gene Ontology annotation, cellular component: lysosomal membrane. Bases 10 to 1923 code for a protein of 637 amino acids. The record is from RefSeq and is a predicted model, not a curated record.